UGGGCCGCGGCGCCUUUAAGUGUCGCGGUGACACGUGUGUGAGGCGGCGGAGGCCCGGAUGGUGCGUGUGCGGGGCCCGGGCCGAGCGGACACCAGCGCUGUGGGCCUGUAGUCGGGCCCACCGAGGGCCGGGUUCUGAUACCCAUCCCGGGUGGCACGCUUGCAGCUUUGGUCAUUGAACAGGCCGGAGCCGAGGAGCAUGUGAAUUGGAAGGCCCAGCACCACACCUGCCCAUCUGCCCGAGCUCCUGACCCCACGCUCCCGCAGUGGCGUGCCCCAGUUCAGACCGUCCAGUGAUGCACCAUGCCAAUAGUUGAUAAGUUGAAGGAAGCCCUGAAACCUGGCCGCAAGGACUCGGCUGACGAUGGAGAGCUGGGGAAGCUUCUGGCUUCUUCUGCCAAGAAGGUCCUUUUACAGAAGAUCGAGUUCGAGCCAGCCAGCAAGAGUUUCUCCUAUCAGCUGGAGUCACUAAAGAGCAAAUAUGUGUUGCUGAACCCCAAAACAGAGGGAGCCAGUCGCCACAGGAGUGGAGAUGAACCACAGGCCAGGAGACUGGGCGGCGAGCACGGGUCUGAGGGCUGCGGUGAUGGUGUCCCCGCCCCGCAGAAAGUGCUCUUCCCCAUGGAGCGGCUGUCUCUGAAGUGGGAGCGAGUGUACCGCGUUGGUGCGGGCCUCCACAACCUCGGCAACACCUGCUUCCUCAACUCGACCGUGCAGUGUCUGACCUACACGCCGCCCCUGGCCAACUACCUGCUCUCCAGGGAGCACGCUCGGAGCUGUCACCAAGGAAGCUUCUGCAUGCUGUGUGUCAUGCAGAAUCACAUCGUCCAGGCCUUUGCCAACAGUGGCAAUGCUAUCAAGCCCGUCUCCUUCAUCCGAGAUCUGAAAAAGAUCGCCCGGCAUUUCCGCUUUGGGAACCAAGAGGACGCACACGAGUUUCUCCGGUACACCAUCGACGCCAUGCAGAAGGCCUGCCUGAGCGGCUGUGCCAAGUUGGAUCGUCAGACGCAGGCUACUACUCUGGUCCAUCAAAUUUUUGGAGGCUAUCUCAGAUCGCGUGUGAAGUGCUCAGUGUGCAAGAGCGUCUCGGACACCUACGACCCCUACUUGGACGUGGCGCUGGAGAUCCGGCAAGCUGCAAAUAUCGUGCGCGCUCUGGAGCUGUUUGUGAAGCCAGAUGUCCUGAGUGGAGAGAACGCCUAUAUGUGUGCUAAAUGCAAGAAGAAGGUUCCAGCCAGCAAGCGCUUCACCAUCCACAGGACGUCCAGCGUGCUGACGCUUUCCCUCAAGCGCUUCGCCAACUUCAGCGGGGGGAAGAUCACCAAGGAUGUAGGCUAUCCGGAAUUCCUGAACAUCCGCCCAUACAUGUCCCAGAGUAGUGGUGAGCCUGUCGUGUACGGGCUGUAUGCCGUCCUGGUCCACUCGGGCUACAGCUGCCACGCUGGGCACUAUUACUGCUACGUGAAGGCAAGCAAUGGACAGUGGUACCAGAUGAACGAUUCCUUGGUCCAUUCCAGCAACAUCAAGGUGGUUCUGAACCAGCAGGCCUACGUGCUCUUCUACCUGCGAAUUCCAGGCUUUAAGAAGAGUCCUGAGGGCUCCAUCUCCAGGACAGUCUCCUCCCUUCCCAGUCGCCCUGGUGUAGUUCCAGACCACGUCAGGAAGAACGUCGGCAACGGGACCGUUUCCUCCCCGCUGACUGGAAAGAGACUAGACCCUGCGGCGAUGAAGAAGCUGCAGAGCGUGGAGGAGCUAGGUGUGCCCGUUUCCAGGAAUGGCUCCGUGUCGGGCCCAAAGUCUCAGAAUGGAUACGCCCCUCCAAAGCCACCCUCGGGGUCCCCUUCCUCCAGACUCUCCAAAACACCCACACACCUGCCCACCAUUCUGGAUGAGCCUGGAAAGAAGGCCAAGAAGUCGGCUCCCCUGCAGCACUUCUCCCCAUCACCCAGAACUUCUCAGGGCUUCCACGGUACCAGCGACUCCAGCGGCGGCAGGUCUGAGAGCCACAGGCAGGCCUCCUGGGACGGCAGGAGCGCCGUCCUCCCUACCUCACCCAAGCUCCCGGCCGGAGUGACUGCCAACGGGCAUGGGCCCAAGGGGGGUGAUGAGAGCCCCGACCCGGAGAGGAGGGAUUCCAGCAGCUCCAGCCCAGAGCACUCUGCCAGCAGUGGCCCCGCCAAGACCCCCCAGACCCCCAGGAGCGCAGCUGCCCACUUCUGUGAUUCUCAGGGAACAAACUCUUCUGCCGCUGGCCCCUCGAAGGUGCUGCUCGACGGAGAAGGCGCAAAGGUGGUGAAGCCCAAGUCCCCCGUCCUGAACAGCACCGCCAGUGAGCCCGCAAGCACCAUGUCUCCUCCACCAGCCAAAAAACUGGCCCUUUCUGCCAAGAAGGCCAGCACCCUGCGGAGGGCAACCGGCAAUGACCUCCAUCCACCUGCCCUCUCACCAUCCUCCGACCUCACCUACCCCAGGAAAACCACUCACCCCGUCGUCGCCUCCACCUGGCCUGUCGGUACAAUCAGGGCCAUUUCACCUGCUCCCAGAUCAUCCAGCCAUCCGAAGCCCCCCCCCGGCCCCCGCUGCGCAUCAGUGUCCAGUAGCCCCCAGCCUCUCCGGACGUCAGACCCACCGAGCUGCUCCCCAACCUCUGCUCCCCUGCCUCAGGUCAACGGGGGCUUCCGGUCCCCUCCACACCAGCUGCCGGAGGCCAGCGAGGCCCCACACAGCCUCUGUAAGAAGAGGAAAAAGAGCCCCGUGGGAGAGACCCAGGGGCCGGGCUCAGUGACACGGGAAGCAGCAGCGGCCCCUCCGGGGAAGAGGAGGAGGAAGAAGAGGAAGCGCACGGAGGACGGGGACGCCUGCUCCCCGCAGGAGGGCAAGACGCAGCGGCAGCAUGGGGGCCCUGGGCACAGGCAGGAGGGCCGGGCAGAGCGGCCAGGGCACAGACUGGAGGAAGGAGGCCAGCAGCAGCUGAACGGCCAGCGCCUGGUGAACGGCUGGCGAGUGAGCUUCGUGACAGACGGCCACUGCGUGAGCACCCGGAAGAGGAGGAAGAAGGGGGCGGAGGGCCAAGGUAGCGAAGACCACCUCCACCAGGACCCACCUUGGCACAGGAGCUGCUCCCCGUCGGACACUGUCGAGCCAGAGACCCCGGCAGCAUCUCCCAGGAAGAAGAAGAGGAAGAACAGGAAGCAGGAGUCACGGCAGGAAGUGGAAGAGAACGAACACCCCACAGGCCCCAGGGGCGAGAGGCUGGGGGGCUCUGCUGUCCUUGGGAGCGGGCCCUCGCCCGCUGUGAACGGCCUGUGUCCCGGGGACCGCACAGGGCUGGGACACGCUCCUCUUGUGUCCUGGAAUAGAGAGAGAGAAUCCGAUGUGGUCCAGGAAUUGCUCAAAUAUUCAUCUGAUAAAGCUUACGGGAGAAAAGUUCUGCAAUGGGACGGCGGGGUGUCAGCCGUAAGCCAGGAUGCCAUCGAAGACAGCAGGCUGGCCCGUGCUGCCACAGUCAUUGAUGACUGGGACGAAGAGUUCGAUCGGGGGAAGGAAAAGAAAGUGAAAAAAUUAAAGAGAGAGAAGAAAAGAAACUUCAACGCCUUCCAGAGACUUCAGAGUAGACGGAACUUUUGGUCUGUGACUCAUCCAGCUAAGGCUGCCAGCCUCAGCUAUCGCCGCUGAAUUUGCUGCUGUCGAGAAAGCCUCCACCGAUGGGGCGUCACUUCCUGGGAGCUGUCCGUCUGGACUGAAGAGCAGCUUUGUGGACUCCGCUGGCCCUGUUACCUCCAGGCCUUGCACUGUGAGCCUGCCAUGGGAGGACGGCCCACAGAGGCUCUGGGCUUCUGUGGAUCAGGACCCCCGGCAACACAACAGGCACCGUGACAAACCACACAGUGCCGUGUAGAGCAGGUGGCAGCACACCAGCUGGGAAGGGCUGAGCGUACUGUGCUCCUGGACAGCGGCGUCUUGUCUGGCUGUGGGAGAGCGCGGGGGGCGGCGGCUGCGCCUCUCCCAGUGCGUCCUCCAGUGCCCUUAGGAUGACUGUGCACUGGGUACUCUUCUCGGCGAGCCAUCCACCGCCUGCUCCUGGCAGCUGACGCUGCCUUCUGGUCCUGCACCCUGCCCCUCUCUGUUCAUCUGGCGGGGGCCUGUCUGUACGCCUUACCUGUCCACCCCCAGAAAGUAAGAGCCCAAGGGCAGCCCCUCCCUCUUCUGGAACUGGGGGCGGCGCUACUAGUGCGUCUCUCCCUUGCCAGGAAGUCUGGGCCAUCUCUGAGAGCGAAAGGCUGCUUGGGGUGGGGGUCAGGGUUGAAAUGAGGUGUCAGCACAUUGCUCUUUAGGCUGCUAUUUAUUCUGAGGUGGCUUUGCCGCACCUUCCCUUGCAGCUGCAGUAACCCAUGGGUCUUUAUCGAGGUGGUGGUCUUGGGGUAGAAUCCUCCUUUUAUUUUACUACUUAAUAUAAAACGUUUAUUUUUUACCAGGCCUGUGGCUCCCAGUAGCAAUAUGUUUCCUUUCCCUAAUAUGCAAGUACUGGCUUCGUUGCUCAAUUUUGUGAGUGCUUUUGAAUUUAGAUGAUUUAAAACUCAAGAAGAUCACUUUUUUAUCUUGCUCAAGCUGUGCCUGCCAACUUGUAACUUAAUAAAUAUGGGAAAUCACCAGUUAAGGUGAUAUUUUCCAGAAAAAAGAAGAAUGACUCAGUUGUAGAAGGUAUGGAAGUGAACCUGAAAGUCGUUCCUCAGUGCAUGCCUCCGCUUCCUUCCCUCUUGGAAACAUCACGCCAGAGAUGGACUGGUGUCUGCCGUAGACCGUCCCGCAGACCCAGCCUUCGUGGCCUGAGGCGCCUGGCACUGCUUUGCCACUUUCUUCCUCACUGAGCUCUGCUGCUCGCUCUGCCACCUUGCUCUGGGGCCUGGGGUGAUCCUGGCAGUAUCGAGAAACGCGUUACGUUUUUACAUGGGGAGAUACGUUAACAUUUUCAUGUGGGUGGUUCUUUUCGGGUUUUCUUCCUGUUUUGAUACUUGUCUUUUAGAAAGGUGGGAGGAUAAUAGUGCCGGUGCCUGAGCUGGGCCUGCUCUGGUCCCGGCGGAAAGUGAAUGGGCGUCUGCGGACGCUGCUCUGGGAGCUUUUUGCUCUAUGCUCAGAGGACUGAUUUCUGCAUGUCACCCACCCCUUGUUCAAAGCUGAGGGGCCCACCCUUGCUCUGUGACUUUUCGUUUGUCAUCUUGGGAGGGAAGGCAGGUGCCUUUACAGGCAGGGUUUUUCCCUUUUGAGGUGUUGACAUUCAUUCCUGUACAAAUUAUUUCCCCAGCCACGUUUUUCUGUAGUGUUCUGUAGUUCAAAAAGAAAAUUUCAGUUGUCUGCUAGCACAGAAUUUACUUCCUUGAUUUCUUUCCCGCCUUUCCUCCAAAUCAGUCUUUUCCUUUCUCUGCUAUAUAAUCGUAAAACCUCAUCCUGAGCAAAAUAUGUCUGUCAUCUCUUGGGCGGUGACGAGCACUGGCCUGCCUUUCUGUGGCGUUUAUCACCGUAAAGUGAGGCGAGUCCUUCCCUCCCACAGAAAAUCAUCAGCCACAUUGGGAGGGGAAAGGAUGCGCCCAAAAAUUUAGUCCAAGGCCCAGGUCCCUUGUAUAUAUAAACGUAUAGAAAUAACUAAGGCUUUUAUAAUCGCAGUCACUCAGUUGACUUACAAUCUGGGUUUAAUUUAACUUUGAGUUUGGAGUGGAGCGGGAGGUGAGCAGGGGCCUUUGUGGGAGGGACCACCUCUCCUAGAUGGCCCUGUGCCACCUCACCUGCCAGUGUCGUGGUUGUGCAGCAACACCGAGUGUGCGUAGAGGUGCACGUCCCAAGCCUGUGCUUCCGCUCCAGGGGCCGAGGAGGCCCAGCUGUUGCCAAGAUGUUGGUGCAAUAAAAUAACAAGUUUUUGUGA
This is a messenger RNA of Equus quagga, 5917 nucleotides long. RefSeq names its product ubiquitin specific peptidase 36 (gene USP36). The record is from RefSeq and is a predicted model, not a curated record. Gene Ontology annotation, biological process: protein deubiquitination; regulation of apoptotic process. NCBI's taxonomy places the organism in Eukaryota, Metazoa, Chordata, Mammalia, Perissodactyla, Equidae. Gene Ontology annotation, molecular function: cysteine-type endopeptidase activity; cysteine-type deubiquitinase activity. The coding region runs from base 304 to 3675 and encodes 1123 amino acids. Gene Ontology annotation, cellular component: nucleus; cytosol. The transcript has 21 exons.